Galleria mellonella (greater wax moth) is the source of this 3861-nucleotide messenger RNA. Its product is annotated as zinc finger protein 569-like. Gene Ontology annotation, cellular component: nucleus. Gene Ontology annotation, molecular function: RNA polymerase II transcription regulatory region sequence-specific DNA binding; DNA-binding transcription factor activity, RNA polymerase II-specific. Lineage: Eukaryota; Metazoa; Arthropoda; Insecta; Lepidoptera; Pyralidae. The coding region runs from base 208 to 1422 and encodes 404 amino acids. The transcript has 2 exons. Gene Ontology annotation, biological process: regulation of transcription by RNA polymerase II. The record is from RefSeq and is a predicted model, not a curated record.
UCUAUAAAGGUGACGCGAUGUUCUUUCCAUCUGUUUAUGUGUAUUUUAAUUGAAAUAAAUUUUAGUUUUAAGUAUAGUUUUCAUUUUAGUUGAUAAAAAUUAGCCUUUAUAAUGUCAUAAAAUUUCUAUAUAAUCAGAUAAUAGUUGACCUUUUUAUUAAAGUACUGAUUUAAACAUCCAGUGUCAGAAAGCAAUAACAGAGGAAACAUGUCUGUAACACAGAGAUCAGAAAACUCAAAAUUGGAACUGCAUAAUGGAGUGAAGAUCAAAGAUGAAAUAAUUGAUGAAAAUGAAGUGGGAAAAAGUAAAAGCAAUGAAAUAGCAAUACAAAAUGUGAAAAUCGAAGCUGUGAAAGUAGAAAUAGAUGAUAAUGGUGUGCCUGUGCAGGACGAAAAGGAAAUUUAUAAAACAAACAAGACUAUCAAAAUGGAAACUGAUAAAUGUGAACACUUGCAACAAAAUGACAUGAUGGGAGAGGCUUUAAACAAAAAUAUAGAUGUAACUUUAAAUCACAGAACUGAUGUGGCAAAAACAAAUAAAAUUUGCUUUCUACAAAUUAAACAAGAAAAAGAGGAAUAUGUAUUUGAAGAAUUUCAUUAUCAGUCAAAUGCUUUUCAAAUUUCUGAUCUUCUAAAUACAAAUGCAAAUUUCAAAGCAGAAGUUAAAGAUGAACCCGAAGAAGUAGGCAAUGAUGAUGUUAAUAAUUCAAACAGUGAUGAUUCAACUGAUGAGGAUAGUUCCGUAGAGGAUAUAGAGUCUGAGUAUUUCGCAAAGUUAUACAAAUGCCGACGAUGCGAGUUCGAAUCUACACAUAGAGAAUACAAGCAACAUGUAAUGGAAUGUGAAGCAAUAAAACAAUAUAAAAUGAGUCAUCAGAAAAAAAUAUAUAAAUGCAAUCAAUGUAAUUUCGAAGGGGUGCACAAGAAAUAUAAACAGCAUAUACAGAAGUGCAAAGCGGCGAAAUAUAAGAGAAAUCGUAGCGGCAAACUGUACCAAUGUGUGCGUUGCGAAUUCGAGGGUAACAGUAAAGAAUAUAAAGUACAUAUGGAGGAACAUAGCGAAUUUAAGAGGAGACACAUAAAUAUUAUGGACUAUGACAAAUUCCGGUGUACUAGAUGUUGUAAAGACUAUUCGCAAUUGAAAAAGUACCUUAUGCACUUAUACAAAGAGCAUGCAAUUGAAAAAUUAACGUGUCCAGAGUGUAACAAGAGGUAUAUAAAUUAUACUGUACUGAUAAUCCAUUUAAAGUCGCAUAUAAAACAAACCUUCAUUCCAGUUAGAGUGAUUAACAAAGAUAUCACAUCAGGUCAGAAGUAUAGGUGCAGGAAGUGUAAGAACGUGGUGGGACUUGACUUCAAUUUCUUCUUGCACUGGGAAUCGCAUCUUGACAUAUUCGGCGAAGGUAGUCAACUAAUGAAGUGAACAGUUAUUGUCAUCAAUAAAUAAAUGAUGACUCUUCACUAUUAAAAAGAUGAGUGGCAUAGACACUUUUAAGCAUGAACUGUGCCCACUCCAGAAUUGUUUGGUGUCCAUCUGUGAAGGAUCUGUGAAGUGUUUCCAAAUUAUAUAUAUAUAUAUAUAUUCUUUAUUGCACUAAAACAUACAGUAACAACAAUAAGUUAAUAACAAUGUUAGCAAAGGUGAACUUAUCUCUAAGUUUAAGAGAUCUCUUCCAGUCAACCUAAUGCAGUGGCAUAGGAAGUAGUGAGUGGGCAGUAGUAGUGCAAGACAGAAAUUAAAAUAAAUAUUUACAUAAAUUAUGUGUAAAGACAUAGUACUAAGAAUAUGUAGGCUUUUUUAAGGGACCAGGCCCCACCUCCUCUAGGAGGUAAUCUUAAAUAUGUUAACCCUUCGUUGCAUAAUGGUGGAAAUUUCCAUCAUAACAUUGAACACCCAAAAAUUAUAUAUUAUUAUUAUUAUAUUUUUAUUAUAUAUAAAAGAACAUUUUCACUUUAAGUUGAUCAUGUCUGGAUACCUUUUUAAUGUCCAUUGCAGAAAAAAACAUAGCUGUCAAAUUUAUUUUUUUUACCAUUUUUCCUUUAGUUUUGAACAUGAAUUUGAUCACUUUGAUUUAUUUGACCAAUAAAAAAAAUCAUGCAAAGAAGGAUUAAUAAUGGUAAAAUAAAUGGGUCUAUUAAUAUGUAGUUAGGUGUUCUCGAGCUUUAUAACAAUUAUUCAUGCAUCUUCUUACACUUUGAUGAGGAGAUUUGAUGAUAUUUUAAGUAUUAUAAAAGAACUUUCUUGAGUAACAGAACUCUAUUGUAUAACACUUGAGUCCUCAGGAAUGGCAACGCAUGGGGGGUAUCGUGGGCGAAACAGUAUACUCUGUUAUGUCCAUGGUACUGCUCAUGUCUAUUGGUGACGGUUACCACUUUCUAUCAGGUGGGCCGACAGCUUGUUUGCCAUUCUGAGUUGCAUAAGAGUAAAAUUUUUGGAGUAAAAGUACACAUAACUGGUACUUUCUCAGAAUAAAAUUUUUUUACUGCAUCAAAUGUAUUCUAAUAUAUUUUUUCUACGUUUUUUUUUUUUUUGUGAUUACUCACUUGCACCGUGCUAUAUUGAGAAGUAUAUCAGUAGCUUUUUUUUUUAAAUGGAUCAUAAUGAAAUGGUAACCCCACCCGCGCUAUCGGUAUACACCGGCGGGGUACCAGAGAAGAAUGAUACGUGAGGAUGAAGCAUGUCAGUUAGCCCAUCGUGACGAAUUCAACAAGAAUUGUUCACGAUGGUUUCCUGGGGGAACCAUGGAGGUCGACCUAAUAAGGUAUAUUGCUAGCAAUGGGGCUGUCUAACUCCAUUGCUAACAAUCCUUUUUUCCCCCAGUAUAUCAGUAGUUCAUAACACUGGCUCCUGUCAAGUAUUUUUUUCUUAAUGAUAGUCCUUAAAGAAUGGUAAUGCAUAAGAGAUUUAUGGAUGAAAAUGAAAUAGUAACCCUGAACUAUCGAUGUACACUAGUGCUCACUGGUGAGGUCUGUUGGCCAAUUGUGAUAAUUUCAUAAUUACCACGAUGGUUUCCAGGGGAAACCGUGGAGAUCGAUCUGAUAGGGUAUAUUAAUAGUCAUGGAUGUAAAGAAUGCUACUGCCUUUUGUAGCAUAUUCUUAAAUGCAAUUUUUUUUUUAUUAUUUCCGAGCCAGUUGUAGUUAGAAACAUUAGGUGCAUUUUACAUUUUCCAUCUCUGGAAAAAUUACGUGUCAUGUAAUGUCAGGGAGGUCACAGAUAUGGCCUGCAAUAAAACUGGCUGGAAAGUUAUAACGGGGCUGUUAGAUCCCAUUACUAACAAUCCCUUUCUCCCAAAGCAUAAGGGGUACCAUGGGCGUUACUGUGUAUUCUGCAAUAUCCAUGGUGCUAUUAAUGUCUAGCCGAACAUAACCAGCUUCUAUCCAAUGACCGUUAAUUUGUUUUUUUAUUUCAAAUUUUUUUUUGAUAAUUAAAAAGUAAAAAUUAUAACUUUUUGAUCCGGCAAACAUUGUUUUGUCAUAUAAAUUAAGGAUAGGGAUGUCCCUGUCCUAGGUGAUUAGGAUGUCCUAAUCACCUAACAGUAUGAAAUAUACUAUACAACCUAUUUUCAUAUUUAUCAAAUAUACAUAAAAAAAUUCAUAAAAAUCGGUCGAACCCUUUUAGAGGAGUGCGACCACAAACACUGUGACAUGAGAUUUCUAUAUAUAUAUAUUUAUAUUACUACUAUAUUUAAAUGAAUGCUGACUGAAAUAAAAGAUCUUGAGAAAUUAAAUUGUAUUAAAUUAAAUUUUUGUUAAAUUAUGUUGCUGGCGGAACGAUUGAGAAUUUACUUAUGUAGUAUACAUACAUGUUUUUUUUUCAUAUUUUAAGAUGUCUCAAUAAAAAAUAUAAGUUGUAGAAAUGUC